AAUGAAGCCUCGCGUCCGGUUCGUUGUGCGCGCGGCUUGGAAUCCCGACUUUCAUUCAGCAUUGAACACUGGAAAAUCGACUGCACUUGUAGAGGAGUUGCAUCGGACAACGGCACGGAAACCGACCGUUCUGGCCGUCUUUCUGGCAAGAAACAAGGCUCACACGCUGCCCUACUUUCUUGGCUACUUUGAACGUUUGCGAUAUCCGAAAGAGCGAAUCUCAAUAUGGAUUCAUACUGACCACAACGAUGAUGAUACUGAAUCAUUGCUGGAACAGUGGAAACAAGCUGUGGAGUCGCAAUACAAGCGUGUUGAUUUUAUCAGCUCGUCGGAUAUUGUGUAUACAGCGAACGGAGAGCACAAUGUUGAGUGGCCUCCAGAACGAUAUGAACAUCUGUUGCAGUUGAGGGAGCAAGCACUGAUUACUGCAAGAGAACGAAAAGUUCAUUAUGUGUUGUACAUCGACAUGGACAACAUGAUCAUCAAUCCACACAUGUUAUCUCGACUGAUAGAACAAAACAAAGACAUCAUUGCACCAAUGAUUGAACCUUGCUGCAACAAGUCGUAUUCAAAUUUCUGGUGUGGCGUCGAUGAGUCGGGAUUCUACCGACGCACCCAGGAAUAUUUUCCGACUUUGCUCCGGGAACGCAAGGGCUGUUUUGAGGUCCCAAUGGUUCAUUCGACGUUUCUGAUUGACAUGCGUUCCCGUGGAGCAAAGCGUUUGAGCUUUAUACAGGACAGCAGUUAUGACCUCUAUUUUGAUGAUCUAUUGGUGUUUGCACAUCAAGUGAAGCAAGCAGGAAUGAAACUGUUUGUUCUCAAUACCGAGGUGUUCAUGCAAAUGCCGCUAUCAAGCGAAUUCUUCUCAUCAUUGGAAGAAGAGCUGCAUUUGACGGAGAACUUUCUGACUAACGACCUAACGAAAUUUGGUCCAGUCAUUCGGAGUAAAUAUCUUCCAUAUGAUCGGCCAACCAUGACUGAUUUUGAAUUGGACAAGAUUUAUGUGAUAAAUAUGCCACAUCAGAAGGGUAGACGAUUGAGGAUGGAAUCUGUGCUUAAAGACUUUGGAAUCAAGGCCGAGUUUGCGGAUACUAUUGAUGAGAGGAGUCUUACGGAGGAACACUUGAGAGAUCUCGGUGUCAGGAUUCUGCAUGGUUAUCCAGAUGGUGUCGAGGGCAGACACUUUGGGAUGGCUGAAAUUGGACAUUUUCUUAAUCACUUCAAGAUUUGGGUUAACUUAAUGUCAAGCUCUAUUGAAAAAGUCUUAGUCUUAGAAGAUGAACUACAAUUUGAACCCAAUUUCAGACAAAGGUUCUUCCAAUUGUUGAAAGACGUCCAGAAAAGCAAUCUCGACUGGGACCUCAUAUACCUUGGUCGGAAACAAGUUGGCAACUUACCUGAACCGAGAGUGGAUGGCGUAGACAUGUUGGUUAGGCCACAGAAUUCUGUCCUGUCUCUUGCCUACUUGCUGUCUAAAAAUGGCGCAAAGAAACUGGUCUGGUCGCGGCCUCUUAGCAAAAUGAUUGCCGUCGGUGAGUAUCUGUCGGUCAUGUUCGACCAGCAUCCCAGAACUGACUGGAAAUCGCAAUUUAAAGGUCGUGGUUUGAAAGCAUUUUCAGCUCAACCAUUACUCGCGUAUCCAAGAGACGACUUCAAUCAUGAUUCUAUGAGCCAAGUAGAUCUAGGCAAUCAAGAGUCGACUCAUGUAGGUGCAAAUCGUGGAUUAAGAGAUGAACUUUAGUUAUGUGUAGACGAUUUUAUGGUGACAAUUUCUCUAUUUCGGCAUUUUUGUCGAGUGACAGUAAGGCUGCUUGUUAUCCAGCAGCGUAGCCAGAGCAAAAUUUUGGGGUUUCAUUAUUAAUAUUAAUUUGUUCGAAAUUAACUGUAUACAUAAAAUCACUUUAUUAGACUAUAAAAAAUAGAUGAGCAAC
Messenger RNA from Corticium candelabrum, 1931 nucleotides. RefSeq names its product procollagen galactosyltransferase 1-like. The transcript is spliced from 12 exons. The coding region runs from base 2 to 1741 and encodes 579 amino acids. Gene Ontology annotation, molecular function: procollagen galactosyltransferase activity. NCBI's taxonomy places the organism in Eukaryota, Metazoa, Porifera, Homoscleromorpha, Homosclerophorida, Plakinidae. The record is from RefSeq and is a predicted model, not a curated record.